Lynx canadensis (Canada lynx) is the source of this 4495-nucleotide messenger RNA. RefSeq names its product protein tyrosine kinase 6 (gene PTK6). The record is from RefSeq and is a predicted model, not a curated record. The transcript is spliced from 8 exons. NCBI's taxonomy places the organism in Eukaryota, Metazoa, Chordata, Mammalia, Carnivora, Felidae. The coding region runs from base 1352 to 2704 and encodes 450 amino acids. Gene Ontology annotation, cellular component: extrinsic component of cytoplasmic side of plasma membrane. Gene Ontology annotation, molecular function: ATP binding; non-membrane spanning protein tyrosine kinase activity; signaling receptor binding. Gene Ontology annotation, biological process: cell differentiation; innate immune response; protein phosphorylation.
GGGGGGGGGAGGGGGGGCGGGAGGAAUGGGUGGGCUUGGCGGCAGCCCCAGGUUCCCCCACCCCCCACCCCCCGGUCCUGCCCGCGACAGACGGAGGAGCAGGUGAGUGUGGCGUGGGGCCGGGCCGUGGCCUCUGAGGGAAGGAAGGGAGGGAACAGCUGGGCUUGGACCAGACGCAGGUGUGCGUGGGGGUCACCGGUGCGUGCCUGGCGUGUGUCAUCAGCCACAAGCUGGACGGGUUUGGUGCUCAGGGGCUUCCAGGUGUGGCCCGGGCAGAACCGGGACGUCCGUGCCCAGGAGCCGACUGGAGCAAAUGGCCCCACAAUGAGGGAGGCCUCGUGGCUGGUUGGGGGGGGGCCUGCCUUGGAGCCCUGGGCGCGGGAGAUGCCUCGCAGGCCCCGCCCAGCCGGGCCCCCUCCCCACCCUGCUCUGCCAGUAGGACUGUGACCUUACUGAGUGACCACACUCCUGUUCUUGACCCUUCCCUUUCCGAAAGAGGGAAGUGCCAAGAAAUCAGGCUUAGUAUCUGGUUUUCCCUGGUCGUUGUCCUCCCGGACCUCCCAUCAAGGGGGCAGGCUGGGGCAGGCCGACCACGGAUGGACGGCGCACCCGGAGCCCUCCCCGCGCCCUGGCUGCCGGCUCCCCUUGGGGGCUGGGCCCCGCCUGCCCCCACCCCGAGGCCUCGGUGCCUCUCCCUCUUUCCGGCGCCUGCCCACCCUGUCCUGUGUCUUGGAGGCCAGCGCAGCUCCCCUGGGUGGUCGGACGUCUGGGGAAGGGAGUGUGUGGUGGGCCCCCAGGGGUCAGCCUUCAGGGAGGGGAUGGAAGGCCACACCCACCGGGGCUCCAGGGGUGACUCUGGAGAGCUCAGCCCCAGCGGCCCCGGGGGUCGGGCAGCGCUGAUGUGCCCACGGGUCUCCAACCCCCCUCUCGCUCACUCCCACCUAGGUUCCACUCACACCGGAGCCCCGGUUGCUAAACCGGACCCCAGGGAGACCCUGUCUGACCCGUUACUCGUCCCCCCCCCCCCCCGGGAGGGCGGGGGCUCAGGUCCAGCCACGCGACCAUGUGGUGGGCACGCUUUCCAGGGCAGGGGGGCGGGAGCAGUACCCAGACUGACUUGGCCUCAGUGGGCAGGAGGACAGGUGGAGCCCAGGGCAGAGGCCCAUCCGGGCUGCGGGUGCGGCCCGCCUGGCUUAGCCGCCUCGGCACCAGGAAGUGGGCUGGCUUUUCGGCCGGGCGGAGGUGGCCUGGCAGGGCGGGCCCCACCCGCCGUUCCUAGCCACAGGUGGUGCCGCCACCAGCCCGGUGACAGGUGUUGAGGCCAGGAAGCCAGUCCUGCCGCUGACCCGCCAUGGUGUCCCGGGACCAGCCUCACCCGGGCCCCCGGUACGUGGGCCUGUGGGACUUCGAGGCCCGGACGGACAAAGAGCUGAGCUUCCGGGCCGGGGACCUGCUCCACGUGGCCAGGAAGGGGGAGGAGUGGUGCUGGGCUGUGCGGCUGGACGAGGCGGGCAGGGCCCUGGCUGAGGGCUACGUGCCCCACAGCUACCUGGCCGAGAAGGAGACGGUGGAGUCUGAACCGUGGUUUUUUGGCCGCAUCUCCCGCUCCGAAGCACUGCACAGGCUGCAGGCAGAGGGCAACACGGCCGGGGCCUUCCUGGUCAGGGUCAGCGAAAAGCCGGGCGCCGACUAUGUUCUCUCAGUGCGUGACGGCCAGGUCGUGCGACACUACAGGAUCUGGAGGCGUGCUGGCCGGCUGCACCUCAGCGAGGCCGUGUCCUUCCCCAGCCUGUCCGAGCUCGUGGACCACCACAAAGCCCAGAGCCUGUCCCACGGCCUGCGGCUCACUGUGCCCUGCUGGAAGCAUGAGCCCAAGCCCCUGCCCCACUGCGACGACUGGGAGAUGCCACGGGAGGAGUUCACACUCUGCAGGAAGCUGGGGUCUGGCUGCUUCGGGGAGGUCUUUGAAGGGCUCUGGAAAGACCAGGUCCGAGUGGCUAUUAAGGUGAUUGCUCGAGAUGACCUCCCGCACCAGCACACCUUCCAGGCGGAGAUUCAGGCCAUGAAGAAGCUUCGGCACAAACACAUUCUGCCGCUGUAUGCCGUGGUGUCCGUGGGGGACCCCGUGUACAUCAUCACAGAGCUCAUGCCAAGGGGAGCCCUGCUGGAGCUGCUGCGGGGCUCUGACGAGAAAACCCUGCCCGUCUCGGAGCUGGUGGACCUCGCAUCACAGGUAGCCGAGGGCAUGUGCUACCUGGAAUCGCAGAAUUACAUCCACCGGGACCUGGCGGCCAGGAACAUCCUUGUGGGGGAAAACAACAUCUGCAAAGUCGGGGACUUUGGGCUAGCCAGGCUCAUCAAGGAGGACAUCUACCUUUCCCACGGCCGCAACAUCCCCUACAAGUGGACCGCUCCGGAGGCCCUGUCAAGAGGGCUUUACUCCAUCAAGUCGGACGUCUGGUCCUUCGGGAUUCUCCUCCACGAGAUUCUCAGCAGGGGUCAGAUGCCCUAUGCAGGCAUGUCCAACCACGAGGCCUUCCUGAGGGUGGACUCGGGCUACCGAAUGCCCUGUCCCCCGGAGAGCCCACCCGCUGCGUACAAGCUGAUGCUGUCGUGCUGGAACAGGGACCCGGAGCAGAGACCCUGCUUCAAAGCCCUGCGGGAGAAGCUCUCCAGUGUCAGCAGGUACGAGAACCCGCUCUGAAAGGGACACCCCUCUGGUGCUGCCUCUGAGGCCACGAGGCCCUGUGAAGGGGGGCCCGGGUGCCGCCCUGGACCUCAGAUCAAGGGUACGGGCGGACGAAGGUGUGGACAAGUUCGCAGGACCGGGCUGAACGCUUGGGGGAUGGAGAUCCUCCAGCCAGGGGCCCACCCUGCCCCGGGGCUGGGGGAAGCAGUCCCCUUGAAGUCGGGGGGCUGAGGCUGCCCAUUCCUCCUGUCUGCUCCUUCAAAGACACCAGCUCCUGGGAAGUGCCGGGACUCUCCACAGCCAGCUCUAACCCUCCAGGAGCCUGGCCACUCUUUUUUCCAAAGGGAGUGGACCUGUCCCUGGUCCUGACUCAAAGCCCAUCAGCUGUCAGGACCAGGGCGCAGCUCCCCCCGGUGGGGCAUGGGGAGGGGCCUGGAUUUGGGGCGGGCUCACCCUGGGUCACCUGGCCUGUGUGCAGCUCCUGAUAUGGGGCGACAUGGCCUUCUCAGUACUCUGUGAAAACGGGCUAUUUGCUGGUGGGGCACUGCGGUCUGCUACCCAGGGCCGUGGCCAUCAGCAGCCGCCACCAGGAGUCCUGAGGGCCUCAUCUGGACGCUGUAGCCAGGAGACUGGGCACCUGCCCCCACCCUGGGUCCGUGUGAGGUGGGAAUGAAGGCCUCCCCUACAGGCCUCAGCACGGACUACUGGCUUUGGGAGCACAGGGGGCCUGGGUAAGACUGCACCGACCCUGCAGCCUGCCUUGACACGAUGAGGGCAGACACGACAGAGGCCCUUGAGGGCCAUCAGCUACACGGGAUGCCCUGGAUUGGACUGAACCGUUUCUAGCACAGAGUGGGGGCGGAGUGGCCAAAGAGGAGGCUGGGCUCCCUCAGUGGCCCGUGGGGCCCCUAACUUCAUACCAAGCCCCCAUCCACGCCCUCCCUAAGCUGCCCCCUCCUGCCCAACAGACCCGGGCCAAUCUCUGCUGGCCACUGAAGGUGUGUGGACACACAGUCCACCAAUCACGCCCGCCCGUGGAGGCUGGCGGAGGAUGACACAGCCACACCCUCCCAAGGCUGGAGUUCGUCCAGAGCCGGGUCACCAGUGGUGGGAAGGUCCCUUGGGAACGCCCCCCGUACCACUUACGACUCAGUCUUAAUUUUGGGUCCCCGCCCCCAGAGUUGGGGGACCCUACCCAGAGCGCGUCCUGCAACAGGCUAGAAGAGACGACACCCUCACAGGAAGGCUCCGGGAGAUAUAGUCCGGCCCCGUGAGCUGCACACCAGUUGGGACAGCUCUGGUACCGGCCCCUCACUGCCCUCCAGGGUGUCAAGGGCAGGGGCCCUUGCCAAGGUCCUUCCAGGGGGCACCAGGUUCCCUCCAGCCGACGGCCCCUAAACCCACAAGCAGAGGCCCAGGACCCCAGUGGCUGCCCCGGAGCUUCUUGUCCAACCUCUGAACUGCCUGCUUCUUCCAGGCCCCCCACCCCUUCUCAGGUGCCAAGGCUCCACACUCUCUGCGGUGGCUUGCCGCUGUGAACCUGGGCCAGACCCAGGAGGUGGCUCCCCAGUGAGGGAACCCAGGAAGGCCCAGGGAACAGGCCAACUCUCCACCUCUGCCAGGAAGUGAGGUUGAGAAACAUCAGCUUCUCCCACGGGCCCCGGGGGCACAUGGUCACACACACCAUCAGGGCUACUGGCUGCUCGGUUUAUUUUCCACUUGGUGCAAGGCACACGGUUACAGGGUGUCGGGAAGGCUUGCGUGUGGCUUGGAUAGUAAAGAGUGGGGUUCUCUCGACUUCCUUUU